This is a messenger RNA of Diaporthe batatas, 1008 nucleotides long. RefSeq lists its product as uncharacterized. The record is from RefSeq and is a predicted model, not a curated record. Bases 1 to 1008 code for a protein of 335 amino acids. The transcript is spliced from 2 exons. Lineage: Eukaryota; Fungi; Ascomycota; Sordariomycetes; Diaporthales; Diaporthaceae.
AUGAACGCAGCGGUCGCCUACAGGGCAUCCCUAUACGGCCUGGAUCAGCCGUUGGGACUCCCACCCGUCAACUGGGUCCAGUACAAGAAUGAUUGUGCCCAAGAGGCUACCACCAAACCCGAGUCAAUAUUCGACGUCGAAUGGGAGCAAGAUGUGGAGGUUCCCACCGUCACGGAGCAGGCCCUGCGUAUGGUCACGAUCUUUCCAUACAGAGAUGCAGUCUGGGUCGUCAAAAUCUUCUUGACGCUAGGUGGGACUCUCAUGGCCCUCGCCGCCACCUUCGCCGUCGUGACAGCUCAAAGGCUGGCCAGAGGGGAGAAGGUCUCACCACAAACCAUCGGGUUCGACAUCAACGCUGCCGUAAUCCUCACCACCGACCUGGGCCUCAUCCUCCUGCUGAUCGGCGGCACUCUGGGCCUUGUCGCGAUCCUCAACGCGCACCGCGGUGCCAUGGAGCCUCUUGACAUCAAGAUCGGUGCCCUCGAGCCGCCGAAAGCAUACAAGCCGGCCCUGCUGGGUGCCAAGUCCUGGGUGUGGCUGCCAACCAGACCCGACCUGACGGCACUCUGGGCCAAGAUCCCCUUCCGCGCGGCCUUCGUCAACUGGAUCGGCCUCAUCGUGCUCAACGUCGUGGACGUCACCACCAUCCCGGGCCUCUUCGACCCGGCCGACAAACAACGGAUCCUCCUGGCCGUCCAGCUCCCAUUGUUCAUCGGCUUUGUCCUACUAGUCGUGGCCAACUUUACUCUGGUUAUGUGGCUGCAGGAGAGGUGGUACAAGCCCAAGUGGCAGAAGGCCGCGUGGCUGAGCGCCUUCCUCGCCACGUUCGCUUCGGUCAGCCUGACACUGUCGACACUCUACCAGUUUGCCGGGAUGGUUCUUUCUGGUGCGCUGGCUACAUUGGUCGGCCGGUGGGUUUUCUUUGUGGCGAUCCUUAUCGGAUUCUACGAUCUCAUGGCGUUUCAUCCUAAUGCUUGGGCUGGUUUUGCGAUUGGCGGUCGUCAAUGA